Larimichthys crocea (large yellow croaker) is the source of this 3698-nucleotide messenger RNA. It is a transcript of the gene sec62, whose product is annotated as SEC62 homolog, preprotein translocation factor. Bases 239 to 1444 code for a protein of 401 amino acids. The transcript is spliced from 8 exons. The record is from RefSeq and is a predicted model, not a curated record. NCBI's taxonomy places the organism in Eukaryota, Metazoa, Chordata, Actinopteri, Sciaenidae. Gene Ontology annotation, cellular component: endoplasmic reticulum membrane; endoplasmic reticulum. Gene Ontology annotation, biological process: post-translational protein targeting to membrane, translocation.
CCCGCCUGUGCGGGUUUAAAACACCGCGGACACAAACCGGGCGCCGGUUUACCGCCUGCCGCCGCGUGUCUGUUAACGGCAGCGUCCUCGCGAGGAGCCGUUAAGAUGAAGCAGAUGACGGCUAACGCUGGUUAGCAUUAGCUGGCUAGCGAAAACAAACGAGGUGAGCGAGCCCACCAAGGAGGAGAAGGCGGUGGCAAAGUACCUCCGAUUCAACUGCCCCACCAAGUCCACGAACAUGAUGGGCCACCGAGUCGACUACUUUAUCGCCUCCAAGGCGGUGGACUGUCUGCUGGACUCCAAGUGGGCCAAAGCCAAGAAGGGAGAGGAGGCUCUGUUCACCACCAGGGAGUCUGUGUUGGAUUACUGCAACAGACUCCUGAAGAAGCAGUUCUUCCACCGAGCUCUCAAAGUGAUGAAGAAAAAGCCUGAGAAAGACACGAAGAAGGAGAAGGAGAAGGAGAAAGAGAAGGACGAGAAGAAAGACAAGGAGAAGGAGAAAGAGAAGGCCAAGGCUGACAGCGGCAAAGAGGAGGAGAAAAAAGGAAAGAAGGAGAAGGAGAAGAAGAAAGAGUCUGAGGUCGCUGAAAUCAAGAAAGACAAGAGCGAUGACAGUCCAGGAACCCCCAAGAAGAAGAAAGAGGUGAAGAAGAAGUUUAAGCUGGAGCCUCAUGAAGAUCAGCUGUUCCUCGACGGAAAUGAGGUGUACGUGUGGAUUUACGAUCCUGUCCAUUUCAAGACGUUUGCCAUGGGGCUGAUCCUCGUCAUCGCAGUGAUAGCAGCCACUCUGUUCCCUCUGUGGCCGGCUGAAAUGCGUGUAGGAGUUUACUAUCUAAGCGUCGCUGCAGGCUGCUUCGUGGCCAGUAUACUGCUUCUUGCCGUCGCCCGCUGCAUCCUCUUCCUGAUCAUCUGGCUGGUGACCGGCGGCCGUCAUCACUUCUGGUUCCUCCCCAACCUGACGGCAGACGUGGGCUUCAUCGACUCGUUCAGGCCGCUCUACACCCACGAGUACAAAGGACCACGAGCCAGCAGCAAGAAGGGCUCGGACAAGGCGGACGACAAGGACGGCUGCUCCUCCGCCAAGGCCCAGAAGUCAGACAGCGACGAGAAGUCCGACUGCGAGAAGAAGGACGGCGACGACGACGACGAGGAGGAAGACGAGGAGAGCAAGGAGGCGGCGACGACGGCGGCGGAGGAGAGUAAAGAAGCAGAGGGGGAGGGAACGGAUCGCCACUCGGACACAGACAGCGACCGGCGGGAGGACGAAGGCUCGCAGCACAGCAACGGAAACGACUUUGAGAUGAUCACCAGGGAGGAGCUGGAGCAGCACACAGAGGAGGAAGAGGAAGAGGAGGAGGAGGAGGAGGAGGAGGAAGACGAGGAGACGCAAGAGAGGAAAGAAGGGGGUGGGAGUGAGACUAAACCCCAGACUGCUGAAACAUAAACUUCUUACAGUCCCAUCACUCUCUACUUCUCUCUGUCCUUCCCUCCUUUCCUCCUGUGAUCCCAGGACCUGCUAGUCCAGCCUCUCUCUCUGAGCCCGCCGAGGCCGAGGAGAGGCUCCAUCUCUUGUCGUUGAGAUCUUCCACUAUAAAAACAGUACCGAUAGACCAGUACCGGGAUAGACACAGCGGUGACAACGGUUACGACGAUGGGGAAAAACAAAUUUAAAAGAAAAUAAAGAAGCCUUAUGGUGGAUGUGAUUCCUCCAAACCCAAAUGUUAUUUAUGUUCACGUGAAAACCUGCCUGAGGAAGGUGUCGACCAAAAGUCCAUCAGACCAACAACAGCAGCCCUGAUGGAGGGUUUUCAUCUCUUUUACAUUUCUCGAGUCAUGAGGUAACUUUUUGUGUCAUUUCAGCUCAAAGUGUUUUAUUUAUGCGCCCCCCGUCUUCGGUUACAUUUGAGGUCAAACCCUGAUCUUAGAUACAGAUGUUGGAGAAGAGCCGAGUUUCUUCACCACCCCGCUUUUUUUUCUUUUUUUUUCUUUGAGCUCCAUGUUGUUGAUACAAUCACGGUAGAAAUCUCCGGUUCUUUGGCGAAGCAGCAGCUUCACAUCCUGUCCAAUGCCAGUAAGUCUGAUCUCUUUCUCAGGCAGCGAGCUCUGAAACCUGAACUAAGCCAGACGGACCAAAUCCUGUAGUUUACUCGAAGGAACCUAAAAGUCGACCACUUUGUGGCUGGAUGGAGUAGUACGGCUCUUUGAGGUACUUGCCAUUUUCACUAUUUUCUUUUUUUUUUAAAUAAAUGGCUGAUGAUCAUCGUGCAGUCCUCCACACAGUCUGAAGUAGUUCAUGUUUAACGUGGAACUCAUCUUUUAAGAGUAAACGUGAGCGACCGGGACACAGCUGACGUGCUUCAUUUUCUUUUUUAAAAAAAGAUCGCAGCGGUUUGUUGUACAACUAAAAAAAAAUAGAAAGAUGUUCACUGAUUUUCAAACAGAACCAGACGUUAAAGUUCAAAACUCUAGUGCCAAACACGACUAACGCGAUGUUAUGCAUGCUGAUUCGACGCGGGGAGAGUCGAGAGCGAGGGGGCGUUCGUUUUGUAACUGCGGUGUCAAACUCUUCUUUCACAUCUUUGGAAUGAAAUAUUCAAAAAAAGAAAAGGAAAAAAAAAAACAAAGAAGCACAGCACAACAUUGUUAGUGUGUAGCUAAAACUGAAGAUUUCUUUUUUUUUUUUUUUUUUUUUCUCAAUGAAACCGUUUUAAAAAAAUGAUAAUACAAAGGUGUUCGCACUAGACUCCCAUCCAAACCAGUUUCCGUCUAGUCUGAACAAUAAGUUAGUCGGCUCCGCUGACCAGACUACAAGUUUCAUUUCCAGUCCAGUGACUGGCGGCCGAGGUCCAAGCUGUUCCUUCACAUCUUCUUCUGGCUAGAAAUGUCUUUAGAUGCUCUUUUUAGUCAUAGCGAGGAUUAUAUUUAAGUAUAAAAGAUAUAAAUGUAUCAUUUAUAUAUGGAUUCUAUUGAUAUAUCAGAUAUAUACGUACAGUCUAAAACUAUAAAACAGCUUCUUCUUCUUUUUCCCUCCCCUUCUUUUCUUUUGUAUUAGGAGGUCUAAUUUUUAUUAUUCCGAGUGUUUGUAAUGCUCUUUUUUUUUUAUACGAUCAUCAAGAGUGUACUCGUUAUUUAAAGUUAACAUCUGCGAUUAGAGAGCAGUGGGAGUUUGUUAGAUAUCAGCGUUAUUUCUGUGUUUUAUCUUUAACAUUGGAUGUGUGAUCCGGUUGGUCUCUCUCUCUGUCAUUAACCCGAGCGUAUAAAAAACGCUGACGGCUAACCCGCCGGUCCUCGAUGAGAUGAUGUUUGAGUUCCCGCAGAUUUUCUGUCCAUUUGUUUCGUCCUCAACUUAGACUGUAUUUAGUAGUUUGUGAUCCCACUGAGGUUUGUAGCUCUUUGACUUUGUAACUCAAACACGUCGUUUCUCCUCUUUCUUCUUUUUUUUUUCAAAAUGUUUUGUUUUCAUCCCCCAAAACGGGCAAAGUGCAUCUCUGUGUCCUGAGUUGCCAGUCGCUGUACUUUUCAAUAUUGGCAUUUCACAAAAGAGAAUAAAAAUAAAAAUCAAAAAAAGGUUAUUCUCCCAGUUGUUCUUGACUGUUGCACAGUAUCGGUCUGUUGUAUAUUGUAGUAUUAUUACUCUUUAGCUGCUGCUUCUCAUUGCACAUUUCUGGUGGAAAUAAAAAGUGAAAUUGUAAAAAAAA